GAUACUUUGCAAGAGAUACGCUAGCUCUAGCUACACAGACAGCUAAUUCAUAUUAACUUGUUGUGCAUUGUGCGGGCAGCUCGUGUGUGUGCGCCGCCAGCCAACCAACCAGCCAGCCAGCCAGUCAGCCAGUGAGGCUCUGAGUGCAUUUUCAUUAAAGUCAACAAGUUGCAGCCGCAUAAGGUCAAAUAAGAGCAGCCUCGAUCAAAAUGAUGGCAACGUCACAGGAUUAUUUUGGCAAUCCGUAUGCCCUUUUUCGCGGACCGCCCACCACAUUGCGUCCGCGUGAAUCGCCCGUGGGCGUUGGCCACGCCCAUACGCACGGCCAUGGACAUAUGCAUGGCCAUGCCCACUCUCACGCCCACGGGCAUGGUCAUCAUGGCCACGCCCACUCGCAUUAUGCGGCCUUGGACUUGCAGACGCCGCACAAGCGGAACAUCGAAACGGAUGUGCGAGCACCGCCGCCGCCAUUGCCGCCGCCACCGCUUCCGCUUCCGGCCGCAUCGCCUAGGUACAACACUGACCAAGGAGCGAUGGACCAGCAAUUCUGCUUGCGCUGGAACAAUCAUCCCACAAAUCUGACCGGCGUCCUUACCUCCCUGCUCCAGCGGGAGGCGCUCUGCGAUGUCACGCUCGCCUGCGAGGGCGAGACAGUCAAGGCUCACCAAACCAUACUGUCAGCCUGCAGUCCGUAUUUCGAGACGAUUUUCCCAAACCAGCAUCCACAUCCCAUCAUCUACUUGAAAGAUGUCAGAUACUCAGAGAUGCGUUCUCUGCUCGACUUCAUGUACAAGGGCGAGGUCAACGUGGGUCAGAGUUCGCUGCCCAUGUUCCUCAAGACGGCCGAGAGUCUGCAGGUGCGUGGCCUCACAGAUAACAACAAUCUGAACUAUCGUUCCGACUGCGACAAGCUGCGCGACUCGGCGGCCAGCUCGCCCACCGGCCGCGGUCCGAGCAAUUACAGCGCCGGCCUUGGCGGCGGCGGCGGCAGCGGUGUUGGUGGUGGCGGAAGCGGCAGUGUGGCCGAUGCGAUGCGCGAAUCCCGCGACUCCCUGCGCUCCCGCUGCGAACGGGAUCUGCGCGACGAGCUGACGCAGCGCAGCAGCAGCAGUUUGAGCGAACGCAGCUCAGCGGCAGCAGCGGCCGCGGCGGCAGCAGCUGCUGCGGUGGCAGCUGCCGGCGGCAAUGCCAUGAAUGCAGCGGCCGUGGCCCUUGGCCUGGCCACGCCCACCGGCGGCGAACGAUCUCCGAGCGUUGGCAGUGCCAGUGCCAGUGCUGCGGCAGCGGCAGCAGCGGUUGCAGCGGCUGUUGCAGCCGCUGCCAAUCGAAGUGCCAGCGCCGACGCGUGCAGCGAUCGCGGCAGCGAGCGUGGAACUCUUGAUCGUUCCGAUAGUCGCGAUGAUUUGUUGCAAUUGGAUUAUAGCAACAAGGAUAAUAAUAAUAGUAACAGCAGUAGUACUGGCAACAAUAGUAGCAACAACAACAACAAUAACAACAACAACAAUAAUAACAACAACAAUAACAACAGCAGCAACAACAACAACAGCAAUCGAGAGCGAAAUAACAGCAGAGAGCGAGAAAGGGAGCGAGAGCGGGAGCGGGAGCGUGAAAGGGAUCGGGACAGGGAGAGGGAGAUGUCCACCACGCCCGUGGAGCAGCUGAGUAGUAGUAAGCGCAGACGUAAGAACUCAUCAUCCAACUGUGAUAACUCGCUGUCCUCGAGCCACCAGGACAGGCAUUACCCGCAGGACUCUCAGGCCAACUUCAAGUCGAGUCCCGUGCCCAAGACGGGCGGCAGUACAUCAGAAUCGGAGGAUGCCGGCGGACGCCACGACUCGCCGCUCUCGAUGACCACCGGCGGCCACCUGGGCAGCCUCGGCGGUGGCAAUGUGGGCGCGGCCAGCGCCUUGAGCGGUCUGAGCCAAUCGCUGAGCAUCAAGCAGGAGCUGAUGGACGCCCAGCAGCAGCAACAGCAGCAUCGUGAGCAUCAUGUGGCCCUGCCGCCCGACUACUUGCCGAGCGCCGCCUUGAAACUGCACGCGGAGGACAUGUCAACGUUGCUAUCGCAGCACGCUCUGCAGGCGGCGGAUGCACGGGAGGAUCACAACGAUGUCAAGCAGAUGCAGCUGGAUCAGACCGAUAACAUUGACGGUCGCGUCAAGUGUUUUAACAGUGAGGAUCGGGAGCGGGAACGGGAGGAGCAGGAACGCGAUAAGGAGCUGGAGCACGAUGUGCAGGUGCAUCACGAUCGAGAUAUGGAUGCGGAGGAUAUGGAGCAGCAGGACCAGGAGGAUGUCGAUGAGGAGUCGGCGGCAGCAGCGGCAGUCUAUCAUUCAACGCCGCCGAAAUACCGCCGAGCGGUGGUCUAUGCCCCACCCCAUCCCGACGAGGCGGGUGCCUCCGGAUCGGAUAUUUAUGUGGACGGUGGCUAUCAAUGCGAGUACAAGUGCAAGGAGCUCAAUAUGCGAGCCAUCCGCUGCAGCCGACAGCAGCACCUGAUGUCCCACUAUCCGCCCCAUCAUCAGCACCACCGCUCCCUGAUGGAUUGUCCCGCCGAGGCGGCCUACUCGCCACCGAGUGUGACCGGCAGUCAGGCCUACCUGACCAGCAAUGGAUCGGUGCAGCAGUUGGAUCUGUCCAAUUAUCACGGACACAGCCAUGGCCAUCACCAUCAUCCGUCUACCCUGCCGAUACCACCACCACCGCCCAGUCACUCUCAAGGAUCGCCUCAACACUAUCCCACUGCCUCGGGUUCCGGCGGCUCUGGCUCUGGCGGGAUUUCGGGAUCAGCAUCGCUAACGGGUUCAGCUUCAGGUUCGGCCACAUCGGCACCGCCAUCGGUGGUUACAUCGGCUGUCUCGCCGCAGCCCAGCUCCAGCUCCAGCGGCUCCUCCUCCUCGGCGGCGGCGGCAGUGGCAGCGGCAGCCGCGGCGGCGGCCAAUCGGCGGGAUCACAACAUCGACUACUCCACCCUGUUCGUCCAGCUAUCCGGCACUCUGCCCACCCUGUACCGUUGUGUGAGCUGCAACAAGAUCGUGUCCAAUCGGUGGCACCACGCCAAUAUCCAUCGGCCGCAGAGCCACGAGUGCCCGGUUUGUGGUCAGAAGUUCACCCGCCGGGACAACAUGAAGGCCCACUGCAAGAUCAAGCAUGCGGACAUCAAGGAUCGGUUCUUCAGCCACUAUGUACAUAUGUGAUCACUUCUCUAGGCGUCUGAUCGAGUCGAGGCAAGGGCAGAUCCAAAUCAAAUCAAAUCAAAUGAUUGAAGACAGGUUUUCACCACUAUUAAGCAACGUAUACGUAAUUCAAUGCAAGCUAGAGUGAGGAGCCAACGUCUUGGCAGUUGGAUGUACAUCUAUAUAUCUAUUUAUAAUCCUUAUAUACACACAACACACACGCAUACACAACACACACACACAGGCAGACAGACACACCUAUGCUAAUCGUAGUUGACUUCAAGACUCUGAACUAUCUAUUAUUGUUAAAUCGUCGAAACCUCUAUAGAGCUGCUUCUUUUGUAGAUCACACAUAGAGCGAACCAAAUGGAUAAUUAUCGAUUAUCAAUUAUCGAGAUGAGAAUCGAUAAUAUCGAGUUAAUUUUGCGAAUUAUAAUGAAUACCGAGACCAGUACUCAGUGGAGGGAAACUUUGACAAGUAUUAUAUGUAGAAUUCCAAUCGAUUUCCGCGUCAGUUAUUAUUUUAUUUACUUACUUAACAUGUGCUGUAGUGAAUGUUGACUAAUUUUCGUUCGUUCGUGUCAUUUUGUGCCAUAUUAGCUAAUCUCUCUUCUAGUCCAUAGGCCCUAAGGUCGCUAAAGAUAACGAAAGGUUAAAUAAUUAAUGAUUAAUCUAGGCAAAAUCGAGUGAGGCAAGCAAGCUUGAUCAACGUGAAGACUUGAACCAAAAAAGGCAAUGCAAAAUAUAUCGACUAUUUUUGAGAAUCUCCAUCUCUUUAAGGUCUCUAGUCUUGUCUCAAAUAUUUUGUCCGCAAAGAAAAAUUGAGAAAAAUUAUAUAAUUCGGGCAGCGUCCAACUUCAAACCGUUUAUGCCGAGCCCCCAGAGAACAUCAUCGGUAGCUGAGGUUGGACGCUCUCCUGAACUACAUGUGAAUGUAUAUCUUUGGCAAAACACCCACCGAAGUUGGUUACAGAUAAUUUACUUAUUCAAUUCAUUCAAUCUACACAAUUCAGUGCUUUGCUAAAGAUCAAACUUAAAUCGGAUUUUAACGAGAAACGAUGUACUUAAAACCUUAGAAAUAGUGAAACCAAUCAAGCAAAGAAUCCAAUUAAUUAACACUCAAAUACAAAUAUAUACAAGUACACAUAUGUAUGUGAAACGGAUAAAUCAAUCUUUAACAUCUUUAACUUUACUUAAUAAAUCUCUUUCAAAUCAAA
This is a messenger RNA of Drosophila serrata, 4393 nucleotides long. RefSeq names its product sex determination protein fruitless. Gene Ontology annotation, biological process: regulation of transcription by RNA polymerase II. The record is from RefSeq and is a predicted model, not a curated record. NCBI's taxonomy places the organism in Eukaryota, Metazoa, Arthropoda, Insecta, Diptera, Drosophilidae. Gene Ontology annotation, molecular function: protein binding. Gene Ontology annotation, cellular component: nucleus.